AUGAGUAGUUUUUGCGCUAAAACAGCAGGGCUUCUGCCAAACCAUUUCAAAGCUAAUGCCGGCAAAUCGGUGGACUUUUCCAGGAGCCCGCAUCGAAAAGCUACUCGCAAUGCAGCCGACGACGCUGCAAAUUCCAUUCGACGGUACCAGGAGACCACGGCUGAGAAAACCGCACGUAACACAGCGAAAGCUGCGGCAACGUCCAUUCGACGGUCCCUGGAAUCCAUGGCUGAGAAAACCGCACGCCAUGCAGCCGACGCCGCUGGAACUUCUGCUGCAAGGGCGUUGGAAAGUUCCGCGCAAAAGCGCACAUGGCGGCAACGCGAUGCAAUUUCAACUUCCGUUGCUAGAGCUGUAGAAGUACCUACUGAAAGGCUUGAAAGGUUGCAGACUGGUAGCCAGCGCCGCCAUGCACAGCGAGGGCUCUGUAGCUCACCAAAGCUGUUUUGGUUUAAGCUGGCGUUCAAUUAUGAGCCAGUGUUGAGGCUUUCCGGUCGCAAAGACCUCCAAAUAGAAUCCAUGUCAGUUGUCUUUGGGCAUUGCAAUGCCAAAAAAUCGAUUGGAGAGUCUGCAGGUUUGUGUCGUUCAGACGGUAAGGUACAGUUGCCACCUUUUCAAGAGCUACCUGCUCCGUGGAAAGCUCUGUUGGAAGGUUCCAGUCCAGUUUCCUCGCAAAAAUCAGACAGUACAACUGUGCCUUCCAGAUGA
Acanthosepion pharaonis is the source of this 708-nucleotide messenger RNA. The record is from the annotation of a GenBank genome assembly. NCBI's taxonomy places the organism in Eukaryota, Metazoa, Mollusca, Cephalopoda, Sepiida, Sepiidae.